Messenger RNA from Cooperia oncophora, 951 nucleotides. Lineage: Eukaryota; Metazoa; Nematoda; Chromadorea; Rhabditida; Trichostrongylidae. The record is from the annotation of a GenBank genome assembly.
AUGGAGCCGUUACGUGCGUGGUCGUCCACCUUCACUGUCUCGAAAAAACCUGAUCAGGUGCGAAGGAUGAUCAGUAUCUGUCAGGAAAAAUUGCUUCAAAUCAAAGAACAAGAAGCGAAAGUGAAUCGUCUACAAUUGGAAUUAGAGCAUAUGCAUCUCAGUUCAGAUCUUUCUGCAGCACAAAUGAAAAAGGCCAAUGACGCCUUUGAGAAGUUCGCAAAGGGAUGGGCCCGAAUAGUGACGAAAAUCAGCGAGGCUAUGAACGUGCUGACCGGACAUGACGAAAACGAUGAAGAGUCGUUAGUGGCCAAAGGAAUCGAGCAGUGGAUCGAAGGCUGUGAUAAAGUCCUGUCCGACAUGAUAAAGCUUACAAAGGAAGACCGCGCGAAAACGGCUAGUGAAAUUAAACCAACAACUUCAACUUCAGAUCCGUUGAAAAAAGCGAUCCUUAAGAAAGGAUUGGACAUUGUCCGAAAACGAUUGAGCACUAUGACGGAGGAAGACGAACCGGCGUCGACAUCGACGUCUAAAGCUGAAGAAGACCUAAAUCGAGAAGUUGGAAGGCGAGUGGUAAAAGCCGAGAUGAAGGAACGGCGGCGAGCGACUCUCGCUGCAUUGGAGAAGAUGAAGGCGGCUGAGGACGGAUUGAACAGCAUCGCAUCGUCAUUGGAGGCGACAAGCAGCAGCGAAAUAUCGCUCAGUGGUGCAAUUAUCGAGUUGCGUAAGUCGCGUGACCGUUUGGCGUCGUACGAAACGCUGAAGAAGGAGGCUGAACGAGCUGCUGAGAAAAUGCUCGCCUUGGACGACAACGUACCGCAAACGGUCCAAACUGCAACUCGUAAUCGCAUUCGCAAGUUAGCCGAACAAUGGCAUGAAUUGGAGAACAUGAUUGAGGAUCACCUAAGCUGUGCCCGAAAAGAACAUCGACGAUCGGUGCAAAGUAAGUUGUAA